AUGGCCUCCCUUCUCUUCUUGUCUCUCUCCGGACUCGCGGCUGGCGCUGCUAUUCAGCAGCGUGAUCCUGUGCCUGCUGGCUAUGUUGCGCCGCCAUACUAUCCUGUACAUGCUAACAUUCCGCCAAAAGCUCCCCAUGGAGGAUGGGUGUCGGACUGGGCAGAGAGCUACCGAAAGGCUUCUCUUCUUGUUUCCAACAUGACGCUUGCUGAGAAAACCAAUCUCACAGCUGGAACGGGAAUCUUCAUGGGCCGCUGCGUGGGUAACACUGGUAGUGCCUUGAGAGUAGGCAUUCCACAGCUUUGCUUGCAAGAUGGUCCGUUGGGUGUGAGAAAUACCGACCACAACACUGCUUUCCCGGCAGGCAUCACCGUUGGAGCGACCUGGGACAAGGAUCUCAUUUACCGACGUGCGGUCGCUAUUGGAGAGGAAUUCCGCGGAAAGGGAGUCAACAUCCAUUUGGGACCAAGUGUAGGACCUCUUGGACGCAAGCCGCGAGGUGGCAGAAAUUGGGAGGGUUUUGGCUCCGACCCGGUUCUUCAGGCCUUUGGAGGUGCUCUGUCUGUAGAAGGUAUUCAGAGCACUGGCGUCAUUGCUACAAUCAAGCAUUUGAUUGCGAACGAGCAGGAAAUGUAUCGCAUGUGGAAUAUUGUUAAGCCGGGCAUUUCCUCAAAUGUUGAUGAUCGCACUCUCCACGAGCUUUACCUCUGGCCCUUUGCAGAAGGUGUACGUUCCGGCGUUGGCUCAGUAAUGAUCGCCUACAAUGCUGUCAACGGAAGCGCAUGCGCGCAAAACAGCUACAUGAUCAACGGUCUCCUGAAGGAUGAGCUCGGCUUCCAAGGUUUCGUCAUGUCUGACUGGCUAUCUCAAAUCUCGGGCGUCAGCUCAACCCUCGCUGGUCUGGACAUGUCCAUGCCUGGCGAUCGCAAUGACAUUCCUCUUGUUCUCGGAAACUCUUACUGGAUGUACGAACAGACCCGCUCGGUACUGAACGGCUCGGUUCCGGUGGACCGUGUCAACGAUGCCGUGACACGCAUCUUGGCCACGUACUUCCAGAUGGGCCAGGACCAAAAUUAUCCAAGGCCCAACUUUGACACCAACACCCAGAAUGCCGAGGGUCCGCUCUACCCUGGUGCACUCAUCUCGCCUUCGGGUGUGGUAAACGAAUUUGUUGAUGUCCAGGGCAAUCACGCCGAGGUUGCGCGUGAGGUAGCUCGUGAUGCCAUUACCUUGUUGAAGAACCAGGACAACAUUCUUCCUCUGGCCGCGAGUGCCCCACUUAAGAUCUUUGGAACAGAUGCCGAGAAGAACCCAGAUGGUAUCAACUCGUGCGCUGAUCAGGGUUGCAACAAGGGUACCUUGGGAAUGGGCUGGGGAAGCGGCAGCGCCCGCUACCCAUACAUGGACUCGCCCAUUGAUGGCUUCAAGGCUCGCGGUGCAAACUACCAGUUCUUCAACACCGACAACUUCCCGGGCAACUCGAACCCGUCUCCAAACGACACUGCUGUUGUCUUUGUGACUGCCGACUCGGGAGAAAACUAUAUCACGGUUGAGGGCAACCCAGGAGACCGAACUUCUGCCAACCUGAACCUAUGGCACAAUGGCGACAAACUGAUCAAGGAUGUUGCUGCUCAGUACUCGAAUGUCGUCGUUGUUGUGCACACUGUCGGCGUCAUCCUUAUGAACGAAUGGCAUGACCUUCCUUCAGUCAAGGCAAUCGUAUUCGCUCAUUUGCCCGGCCAAGAAGCAGGAAACUCUCUGAUGCAGGUGCUGUACGGCGAUGUCUCUCCCUCUGGUCAUUUGCCUUACACCCUGCCCAAUGCCGAGGACGACUUUGGCAACUCUGUAAAGCUUGUUGGAUACCAACUGGGUCAGCCUCAAGACACGUUUACAGAGGGUCUGUACAUUGACUACCGUCACUUCCACAAGGCCAACAUCACACCCCGCUAUGCCUUUGGCUACGGACUCAGCUACACGACCUUCUCCUUUUCCGACGCCACAAUCACCCCUGUGACGCCACUCACCAGAACCCCACCAGCACGACCAGCAAAGGGCACAACACCGUCAUACUCGACCGCGAUCCCGCCUGCUUCUGAGGCAUACUGGCCUGCGAACUUUAACCGCAUUUGGCGCUACUUGUAUUCGUGGCUUGACAAGAACGACGCCGAUGCUGCUGCGCAGGUAGGAGCUUCUCCUUCGACAUACCCCUAUCCUGCGGGAUACUCCAAUGAGCAGAAGCCCGGACCUGCAGCAGGUGGCGCACAAGGUGGUAACCCCGCGCUUUUCGAUGUGGCAUACGAUGUUGCUGUAAAGGUAACCAACACCGGCAGCCGUAGCGGCAAGGCUGUUGCACAACUCUACUUGCAGUUCCCCAGCGAGAGCACGGUCGACACACCCAUCAUCCAGCUCCGAGACUUUGCAAAGACGUCUACCCUUGCGGCUGGAGCUAGCCAGACGUUGAAGAUGCGACUGACAAGGAAGGACCUUAGCGUGUGGGAUGUUGUUGAGCAAAAUUGGGUUGUCCCUGCUGUGAGUGGUGACUAUGGGGUUUGGAUUGGUGGGUCUUCGGAUGACUUGCAUCUGAGGUGCGGUACGGCUACGGGACGUUGCCAGGGAGAUCAGACGAGCCCUGUCUGA
Messenger RNA from Bipolaris zeicola 26-R-13, 2637 nucleotides. Its product is annotated as glycoside hydrolase family 3 protein. The record is from RefSeq and is a predicted model, not a curated record. The transcript has 4 exons. The coding region runs from base 1 to 2637 and encodes 878 amino acids. Gene Ontology annotation, biological process: glucan catabolic process. Gene Ontology annotation, molecular function: beta-glucosidase activity. NCBI's taxonomy places the organism in Eukaryota, Fungi, Ascomycota, Dothideomycetes, Pleosporales, Pleosporaceae.